AUGGCCGGUCGGAGGGUAGUGUGCACGCUGUUGCUAGCCUCGCUGUUCGCGCUGGCCCUCAGCCGGCGCCUCAUCUGCUGGCAGGCCAUCCUGCAGUGCCAGCGGGAAUCGGACUGCAGCUAUGCCUACAGCCAGUACACCGAGGCUUGUUCGUCAGCCUUGCCCCGGCCGGGAGAGGCCCCGUCCUCGCACAGCACGGGCCGCCGCCGCUGCCCCAGCCACUGCAUCUCAGCCCUCAUCCAGCUCAACUACACCAAGGGAGGCCCCGCUCUGGAGGACUGUGACUGCGCCAUGGACGAACUCUGCAAAGCCACUAAGCGGGCCAUCGAGCCGUGCAUGCCGAGGACCAGCGGAGGUGCUAGUGCUGGAGGAGGGGGCGGAGCCGCCGGGGGAGGCGGGGCGGUCAUGGGCUGCAUGGAAGCCCGCAGACUAUGUGAGAGUGACCGGCGCUGCCACUCUUCGCUCAGCCGCUACCUGACCAAGUGCGGCCGGCUGUUCAAUGGGGUGCGCUGCACGGACGAGUGCCGGGGGGUUAUAGAGGACAUGAUGCAGGUGCCCAAGGCUCUGCUACUCAAUGACUGCGUGUGUGACGGCCUGGAGAGGCCCAUCUGCGAGUCCAUCAAAGAGAACAUGGCUCGCCUCUGCUUCGGGGCAGACAUGGGCAACGUGGGGCCGGGCAGCAGUGGGGGCUCAGACUACGAUUAUGACGAUGAGGAGUACGAUGAUGAACUCCACCAGGGCAGGGAAGGCUCCCAGGAAGAGGACAUGAACCGGGUGAUUAGUGACACCACCGGGGGCUCGGCCGCCACUUCCGCUUCCCUGCUGGGGAUCUUGGGGACAUCCAUGGUGCUGCUUGUUCUGCUGGGGUGA
Nanorana parkeri is the source of this 870-nucleotide messenger RNA. It is a transcript of the gene GAS1, whose product is annotated as growth arrest specific 1. The transcript has a single exon. The record is from RefSeq and is a predicted model, not a curated record. Lineage: Eukaryota; Metazoa; Chordata; Amphibia; Anura; Dicroglossidae. Gene Ontology annotation, biological process: regulation of cell cycle. Bases 1 to 870 code for a protein of 289 amino acids.